AUGUCCAUAUCAAAACCCUGGAAUCAUCACUUUGGUUCUCAUCCGUUCCCGAAGCAGAACCUGAAUUUACAUCUCUAUCGGGACGCUCUUUCCUCUUCUCUUCUUCCUCCAGUAGCUCUCUCGCUGUCGGACUAUUCUCAUUACCAUCCGUCGUAUUCCCAUUCGCAUCCCCAUUCGCAUCCCCAUUCGCAUCCCCAUUCGCAUUCCCAUUCUCACUCUCACUUACAUCCCAUCAUGUCCAACAUGAAUGCCCUCUCCGCCGAUGAGAUGGAGCGUUUCCAAAAGCUCUCAAAUUCCUACGAACCCGAUGUUCAGGGUCCACUGGUCUCACGCAAGGAGCCUACCCAGAGUGUUGCGUUGGAGUAUGCCAAUGCAGACCAUGCGCUUUCGUCAAAGACUAAUGCGCUGGCCAUCACCCACCCAGAGUAUCGGAUCAUGAAAGGUGAUGGCAAUUGUGGUUGGCGAGCGGUGGCUUUUGGCUAUUUUGAAACGUUGUUUGCGUUGCGGGACCCUAUGCGCAUUCAACGGGAGAUCACUCGCUUCAAGUCGCUUGAGAUCCUUUUGAAGCAGGUUGGGCAUUCGGAGCAUCUUUAUGAGAUCUUUACCGAUGCGACGGAGGAUCUCUUUACUCAGACGAUUAAUGCGAUUCAAAACGGCGCGGGCGAUGAGUCUUUCCUUGCCGAGGCUUUCAAUAAUGAGUUUGCGUCUAGUGCUGUGAUUACUCAUUUCAGACUUUUGACCAGCUCUUGGAUGCGACUGAACCCGCAUCGAUACCAGGCUUUCUUGUCUGUGCCGCUGGAGCAGUAUUGUGCCUCGCAAAUAGAUCCAUUGAAGACGGAGAUUGAUGAGAUUGGUCUUCAGGCACUGGUCGACGGAGUCAUUGAAGGUGCCGGGUUUGGCGUGGAAAUUCUCUACCUCGACCGAAGUGAAGGCGAUGCUGUUACACCUCACCAGUUGUCCCCUCACAGCCCAAGUGGUGCGACAAUUCGUCUGCUCUACCGACCCGGCCACUACGACCUUCUCUACCCAGCCGACCCCAAUGUGAAUAUGGAACCGAUUGUCAACUACCAAUACGCCAUGACCUCUGAUUACGCCAAUUGGAGCGAAGGUCCCCUUGGAUUCGACGUCGAUUCCUCUCUCAUGGCCAUCCCAAAUCUCAUGGCCGAUCCAUCCUUCGCGAUGGCCACGCCCAUGUCGCCCAUGCCAUCAGUUUCACCAACUCCCACCAGCCCAUUCCGAAUGUCCCCCCAACAGGAAAUGUACCAGUCGCCCAUGCAGACCCAUGCGCCAAUCCCAUCUCUUCCGGUCUCCUCGCCGCCGCCACCAAUACCACCCCCUUCUGCUGCACCACCCCCGAUGACUGCUUUGCCUAGCAGAUCAUCCGACGGCCCGCAAAUCAGACUCAACCCCUUGGUUAUGAAACCGAAUUUGAGUCGAUCGCUGCCUGUCACUACGCCUUUUAAAAAGUGA
This is a messenger RNA of Penicillium nucicola, 1470 nucleotides long. Its product is annotated as OTU family ubiquitin thioesterase. Lineage: Eukaryota; Fungi; Ascomycota; Eurotiomycetes; Eurotiales; Aspergillaceae. Gene Ontology annotation, biological process: protein K48-linked deubiquitination. The record is from RefSeq and is a predicted model, not a curated record. The coding region runs from base 1 to 1470 and encodes 489 amino acids. The transcript is spliced from 4 exons. Gene Ontology annotation, molecular function: ubiquitin binding; cysteine-type deubiquitinase activity. Gene Ontology annotation, cellular component: nucleus.